AUGACUACAAGCCAUCAAGAGGCCGAAGAGCUCAAUAGUUCCAACCGGGAACGUAUUGAGAAGCUUGAAGAGCAAAGUACAAGAGUCUUGGACAUCUUGAGUGAGGUCAAUACCAAUAUGGCCGAACUUAGGAUGGCCUUGAAUGUCACCUCACCUGACAAUGAAGAACAUAGAAGAACCAUGGAAGCCUUGAGGAGAGAAACACACGAGAAUGUUGAAAGAAUAGAAAGAAUGAUUGUUGAAGGUCAAGCUCCACGUCGUGAGAUGAAUGGACAAAGGCAUGAUGCUUUUGUAGAUGGAGUAGAGACAAGUGUGACCGAAUCUAUGCAUGAUUCUAUGCAUGAACCACCAAGAGUAGAGGUGAGAAGAGGAGGACGGGUAGAGCAUGGUAACGUGGCCGUUGAAAGAUGGAUUCAUGAUGGAAGCCACCAUGGGAGUCCAAGCUUGAGGGGAAGAUCACAAGAUGUGAGAUAUGAGCUACCUAGAUAUGAAGAGGGCCAUGAGGCCGAGCAUGAGUAUGAAGAAGAGAGGCCAUUUGGCCAGGACCACCGCGAGAAUAGAAGACGUGACCACUAUGCAAGACAUGGAGACCGACAAGGGAGAAGGUUUGGUGAUGAUUUCCAUGACGAGAGAAGGGGAAACCGGGACAAUGACCGGGGACCCAAGAGGACAAAAGUGGACUUUUCCAAGUUCAAUGCGGGGGACCCCUAUGAAUGGCUUGACAAGGUUGAUCAUUAUUUCCACACCUACGAAGUUCCAAGGAGGGAGAGAGUCUCCACGGCCUGUUUCUAUUUAGAGGGCAAGGCGAGUAAGUGGUGGAGAUGGAUUAGGGAUCAAUACGAAAAAGAUGAGAAAAGAUUGGGAUGGACCAUGUUUGAGAAAGAGUUCCUAUUGCAAUUUGGCCCGUCACCCACAAUUAACCACCAUGGUCAAUUGGCUAAAUUAAAACAAGAGGGAAAGGUUCACCAUUACAUAGAAGAAUUUCGGCAACUACAAACACUAGUGAGGGGAUGGUCCGAAGAGGCACUCAUUGGUACAUUUGUUGAUGGUUUGAAGCCUUGGCUAGCCAAGGAGAUCAAAUUGAAGCAACCAACAUGGAUUCAAGAAGUAAUGAGGAUGGUCGAAAUCCUUGAAGAGAGUGGUAACAUGGAGAGAAGAUUCUCCAAGGACGUGGGGAGCAAAGCCUCAAAAACUUUGCAAACCAAAUCACCUUGGAAGCCGAAGGUGGAGAUGGAGUUUUCUAAACCUAAACCCUAUGAGGUUAAGAAACUCUCUAAAGAAGAAGUCCAAGAAAGAAUCAAGAAAGGAUUAUGCUUCAAAUGUGGAGAUAAAUGGAGCAAAGAGCAUGCAUGUAAAUCGGGUAAGGCCUAUUUGAUGAUUGAAGAGGAAGGGAAUGAAGAGUCUUCAAGUAGUGAGUCCGAACAAGAGGAAGCCGAACCUAGUGAAGGGGAUGAAGAUGUCGAAUUGUCACUCAAUGCUAUGUCCGGAGUCCAAAGGCCCACUUCUAUGAGGGUCAUGGCAUGGAUUGGGAAAUUCGAAGUCACUUUGUUGGUAGAUAGUGGCUCAACACACAACUUCAUCAAUUCCAAUAUCGUCACCAAGGUGGGAUUGAAACCAAGCACCAUGGAGCCCUUUGAUGUUAAAGUGGCUAAUGGGGACAAGUUGAGGUGUGAGGGCCUUGUGAGAGACGUAAGAAUGAAUGUUCAAGGAGUAAGAAUUGUGGCGGAUUUGCAUGUGUUGGCACUAGUGGGACUUGAUGUCGUCUUGGGCAAUGCAUGGCUCAAAGGCAUUGGUAAAGUUGUAAAUGAUUAUGAGAAGAUGACAAUGGAGUUUCAGAUUGGUUCUAAAAAGAAACUUUGGACCGCUUUGACCACGAAGGAGGUGAAGUCAUGUGAGGCAAUGAUGUUUGAGAAAUUGUGCAAAGGUGGAGCUAGUUGCUUUGCCAUUAUUCUAGCAACACAAGAAGCCAUAUUUGAGGAGGAGAAAAGUGAAGAAGGGAGCAAGAUUGGUGACUUGUCCUUGCUGCCCGUAGAGGUCCAAGAGGUCUUGAGAGACCACAUGAGGGUUCUAGAGGUGCCAACUUCUUUGCCACCUUCUAGAGUGUUCGAUCAUACUAUUGCCUUGGGAGAUGAGAGCAAACCGGUCAAUGUGCCACCAUACCGGUAUGCUCAUUUCCAAAAAGAAGAGAUAGAAAGACAAGUGGAAGAAAUGUUGAGAGGAGGCUUGAUAAGGCCUAGCAAUAGUCCUUUUUCGUCACCGAUCUUAUUGGUGAGAAAGAAGGAUGGUACUUGGAGAUUUUGCACGGAUUAUAGGGCUUUGAAUGAAGCCACCAUUAAAGAUAGGUUUCCAAUACCUACGGUGGAUGAAAUGCUAGAUGAGUUGCAUGGGGCAAGUGUCUUUUCAAAACUUGAUUUGAGAGCGGGCUACCAUCAAAUCCGAAUGAAGGAGGGAGAUGUACACAAGACGGCCUUUAGAACUCAUAAUGGUCAUUAUGAAUACCUUGUGAUGCCAUUCGGAUUAUGCAAUGCCCCUUCAACAUUCCAAGCGGCCAUGAACACCAUCUUUAAGCCCUUAUUGAGAAAAUUUUUAUUGGAGCUUGAAUAUUUGGGGCACUUCAUUUCGGGUGAAGGAGUGAAGGUGGAUCAAAGGAAGAUAGAGGCCAUGGUUGAUUGGCCAUUGCCCAAUAAUGUUUCGGCCUUGAGAGGUUUCUUGGGACUAACCGGCUACUAUAGGCGGUUUGUGAAGAACUAUGGGCUUAUUGCUAAGCCACUCACUUCCUUGUUGAAGAAGGAUAAUUUUGCAUGGACCCAAAGGGCGAGAGAGGCUUUUGAAGAAUUGAAAAGAGCCAUGACCACUACUCCCGUAUUAGCAUUACCAAAUUUUGAGAAGAUCUUUGAAGUGUACACCGAUGCAAGUGGGGAUGGAAUAGGGGCUGUUUUGGUCCAAGAAAAAAGGCCAAUAGCUUUUAUUUCCAAAGCCCUUGGACCUAUGAAGAAAGCAUGGAGUACCUAUGCAAGGGAGAUGCUUGCAGUUGUUCAUGCCGUGAAGUAUGACAUUGUGUAUCAACCCGGAAAAGAGAACAAAGUUGCGGAUGCACUUAGUAGAAAAGAAGGAAGCUCAACAUUGUGGCAAGUGCAUGAAGAGGAUGAUGAUAGCUUGAUGACAUUGAGUGGGGCCGAAUGGAGGAUAUGGGACAAGAUCCGUGAGGCAACCAAGCUUGAUGCGAGAGCCAUUGAGAUUGUAGAGCUUUUAGAAGCUCAAGGUGACGGGGUAAUCGGCUUCAAGUUGAAAGAGGGACUAAUCUACUACAAGAACUAUGUGUAUGUCCCUAAUGUACCGAAUUUGAGAAAGGAGAUUCUUGUCACUUCCACAAUAGUAAAGAGGGAGGCCACUCCGGGUGGUUGA
Molecule: messenger RNA, 3405 nt
Organism: Juglans microcarpa x Juglans regia
Lineage: Eukaryota; Viridiplantae; Streptophyta; Magnoliopsida; Fagales; Juglandaceae
Exons: 3
Coding region: 1-3405 (1134 amino acids)
Biological process (GO): proteolysis
Molecular function (GO): aspartic-type endopeptidase activity
Source: RefSeq, a predicted model, not a curated record